Molecule: messenger RNA, 4371 nt
Organism: Pangasianodon hypophthalmus (striped catfish)
Lineage: Eukaryota; Metazoa; Chordata; Actinopteri; Siluriformes; Pangasiidae
Gene: crkl
Product: v-crk avian sarcoma virus CT10 oncogene homolog-like
Exons: 3
Coding region: 839-1756 (305 amino acids)
Biological process (GO): positive regulation of ERK1 and ERK2 cascade
Molecular function (GO): protein binding
Source: RefSeq, a predicted model, not a curated record
ACCAAACUCAGCCCCGCCCUCUAGUCGCCAUUUUUCUCCACCUUUACACCAGCUAGCUGCCUGACGAGCUGCGAAGUCGCUUAAAUAUCACAAUUGGAGGAAAAGACUAUUUUAUCCGAGCAAACUACAUUUAGAACUCUUUAUUGGACGAUAAAGAGUUGUGUAGCCAAGUGGAGACACCUUCGAGGUUGAAAGCUUUGGGAUUUUGUUAAAGGCUCGUGCACUCAUUUCGGUGUGAAGAUAGACGUGUUGCAGGGCCGCCAUUUUUGUUACUGUCGGACUGGGAGGCGAACAUAGCCAGCUAGCUGGUUGGAUCACACACAGAGACAAAACUGUUGUGAAAUAUUUGAAUGGACUUAUUGGGCGCGACUGCCUUGUUUGAGUCCGCAUCGUGAUGUAGACGCGUUUGUGAGCGUAUUAUGGCGACCCUUUCUCUGUGGUGAGGUGGCUAGCUGGCUAACGUGCUAUAUUGUUUCGUAAACUGGGUGAGCUUAGCUGGCUGUAUUUAACAUUACUUCGCGGAAGAAGGAACGGAAAAGCGGAACUUGAAUGGAGGAUUCUCGAUUUGUGUCAAGUUUAUACGAGUGAUUUGCUUUUAAAAAAAGCAAAGUGGUGAAACGUUUAGCUGUUUAUCUUCUGUGUUGAAAAAAGGGUAACGGUUAACAUUAGCAAUGCAACAAAGUUGGUUGGUCGCAGCCUGUCUGUGAAACGUCAGGUUGCGGUUCAGCUGUAGGGUCGGAGUAGCAAAGAAAUUGAAAGAAAACGUCGCUUGAUUUUAAUUUAUUGCAUAUUAAUAUAAUAUAUUGAUCAGCUCGAGCUUAUUUAUUUGAGUGCAGUCAUGUCGUCGGCGCGGUUCGAUUCAGCGGACAGGAAUAGUUGGUAUUUCGGUGGUCUGUCUCGGCAGGAGACUCAGAGCCGGUUACAGGGACAGAGACACGGCAUGUUUCUAGUCCGCGACUCGUCCACUUGCCCCGGGGACUACGUACUGUCCGUGUCCGAAAACUCCAAAGUGUCCCACUACAUCAUUAACUCGUUACCCACCAAGAGGUUCAAAAUCGGCGACCAGGAGUUUGAGCACCUGCCCGCGCUUUUGGAGUUCUACAAGAUCCACUACCUGGACACGACCACACUGAUAGAACCUGCGCCCAGGUUCCCCAACACAGCUCUAACUGGCGGCCCUGUUCAAUCCAUCGGCGGCCCCGGCGAUGAGAAUCUGGAGUAUGUGCGGACUCUUUAUGACUUCACUGGCAGUGAUGCAGAGGAUCUUCCUUUCAAGAAGGGAGAGAUCCUGAUUAUCCUGGACAAGCCUGAGGAGCAGUGGUGGAGUGCAAAGAACAAGGAUGGCCGUAUUGGAAUGAUCCCUGUCCCCUACGUAGAAAAGAUAGUCAGGCCGUUGCCUCACACUGGGACGGCUGGCCACGGCUCACGCAACUCGAACAGCUACGGCAUCCCCGAGCCUGCACACGCCUACGCUCAGCCUCAGACGCCAUCGCCCCUGCCCCCCGGCACACCCGGCGCUGUCAUCAACCCUCUGCCCUCCAUGCAGAAUGGGCCUGUCAUGGCCAGAGCCAUUCAGAAACGAGUCCCCUGUGCAUAUGACAAGACUGCCCUAGCACUGGAGGUGGGUGACAUUGUGAAGGUGACCCGGAUGAACAUAAAUGGUCAGUGGGAAGGCGAAGUGAACGGCCGGAGAGGCUUGUUUCCGUUCACCCACGUGAAAAUAUUGGAUUCCCAAAACCCAGACGAGAGUGAAUGACCUGGGUGUUGCCCUGUCGGCGCCCUUCUCGACCUGCUGGCUGCCUUGCCGUCGUCACCACCGGAAUCGCACUUGCCUGCUUGAGGCUCUGCCACAGAGCGCAUCUCUCGAGCGAACCAUUUGCGCGGCUUCUGACUGUUUACAGCUCCAAACUCGAAUAGUUCCUAAUCCCUUUUCCCUGGUAUCGAUUCCCAAAUCGGUAUUUUUGUCUGCCCUUCAAUGUGCUGUUAUUUCCAUCUGUCCUUGUGCCAAGGUGAGGUGUGAGUACUGGCUUGUUGUCAUGCCUAGUCUUUCUUGCCUCUUUUUCUUUCUUUCUUCUUUUUUUUUUCCUGGAAAUCUAGCUUUGACUGUUGACAAGCCAAAACACAUUGAGAAGAGACAGUCUCAUUGAAAAAGAAAGGGAGUUUUCAAAAUGAGGAGUGGAUUAAAAUGAAAACUUCUUUUCCUCUUCCAUUGUGCUCCCCCUUUCCUCUUCUCCUCUAGUGAGACUGACUGCUCAGUGUGUGUGUGAGACGUAAGCAGUCCUAAUUAGCCCUGAGUUGAGGCUUCAGUCUCUCCCUGGCAGGUUUCUUUAGAGUGCAGAGCACCAUAUGAAUUUAAUAUUAAUUCAUGAUACAUCUCAGAAGCAGAUUUUGUGUGUGAAACUAGUCUACAGCUGUAGCCUUUUUGAGUUGUGCCAUGAUAAUACACAAUGCGUAAAUAUCAGGUGUAGUGUGUGAAAGUUGUGGCUUUAGAACGGUGAAGGUAGGCUUCUCUGGAGGCUUCUUCAAUCCAGCCCUGAUUAAUCCCAGUGAUAUGAGAGUGUUUUAGGUUUUCACCUGAUCUAUACCUUCUGUACUGAUGUGAGCAGGAGUGUUUGCACACGGCAUCAUGAGGAAGCAUGUUUCGCUGCUUGGAUUUGGUCUGUGAUUAAUGCUGCUCUCUGCUUUGCCUUUGUUUCCACUGAGCUCAACCCGUGUUGGCAUUUAGCUGAUUUUUGCACAUCGGCAGUUUUCAUUUGUAAAUGAUUAAUUAAGUGUUUAGUAGCAUUCAGACUCGGGUUCUGUAUUUUUUUUAAGCUAGCCAAUGAAUCUGUCCUUUACUGUGUGUUUAAAAUGAGCUGUAGUGAAAAAAAAAAAACUCAGAUGGGGAUUUUCUAAAAAGGGAUAAAAAUGCCUGCUGGAUGCCUAUGCGCAUGAUCUGACAAAGAGCGCUCUUCCUCCUGACCCUGCGUUCACGUGUCAUUCCUGCCUCGAUCUGACCUGGUUUCACUGGUAACACCUAGCGAGUGGGGCUCAACGUGACUCCUGGAUUUACUUUGCAAUUACAAUCCUAAUGCUUCAGCCUUCAUACAUUUUAAACACCUUUACAGGAUGUUCAUGUUCUAAUCACAGACACACACCAACAGACGUGGGCGAUACAGCUGAAAUUCUGAUACUGCACAGUAUAGUUCACAAUAUUUUUUGUGCCAGCAAAACAAUGGAUACAAAAUAUUAACGUUUUUAAAUGAUUGGUACAAAGACAGAUUAGAACCUAGUCUGUUACUCGUCACAGUGAGUAACGAUGCAGACAAUACUCAUGAUACUGAGAAGUGUAUUAUGUCCAUAUAUUGUGAUCUCAAUAUCGUAUCAUCCAGCCCUACAGUCUGAGGUGCUUCUCCAAGCAGCUUUUACAUUUUAUUACUAAAGAGAAAUUACAAUGAUAGUCACCUACAGCUUCCACAGGCUGGAUAAUAUUGUUACAGUGGUGAAAAUUUUAAGCAAGUUGCAUUGUCAUGCUUGCAGAUUGUCGGUCACUUUGCUUCUGAUUCGUGUCAGAAGUGCUCAUCACUGCCUUUUUGUUUCAGGUUGCUUUAUGGCAUCACAUUGCUGUUAGUGUGACUUCACUGUGACCCCAAAAGUGAUAGUUACUGGAGGUCAUGAAUUUCCUGCAUAGGUUUGUGACAUACAGCCACGUUUCCAGCCACGAAUGAAAUAUGAAAUUUUAUACUUUUAAUAAAUAAAUGUAAAUUAUGCCAAGGUAAAUUUACAAAUCCAAAUGAUCGGCUCUGGUAAAUUCCUCAUGCCAGUUUUACCUGCUUUUAUUGUGAUAUAAACCACAUCUUGUACACAGGGUUGUUGAUGUAAUUUCUACUCAAAUCUACAUUUUGGCAACUAUGAUGUCUUAAAAAAAAAAUUAAUAAAGCUAGCCAGGUCAUGUCCACAAAAGACUGGAGUGAUAUUAGUGUGUGAACGCAGGAUCAGGUCUUCUGCUGCUUUACCACUUUUUCUUCUCAACUCUGAACUUGUUUUUGAAUGAUAUAGGUGAAUUAAACCUCAUCCUGUUUUGGUUUUGCUCUCCAAGAAACGGUUCUAGGCUAAUCUAUUUCAGACUUGUUCAAAUAAUUUAAGUUUUCCAAAUGUUUCUUUCUUUUUCUUUUUUUUUUUUUUUAUAUUAACAGUAUUACUGUGUUAAUUUUUUUUUUUUGCAUAAGUAGGUACCCUUAUGGUGUCCCUAGUACAAAAAAAUUGAAAAUGUGCCUUUUUUGUUUUAUUUUCUUUGACCAGUUUAAUAUGUUAAUAUUUGCCCAUCCGUAACAUCCGUGCUGAUACGAUCCAUCAUGUACAGAGUGAGGAAAUAAAAUUUACUUCUCUUAA